This is a messenger RNA of Encephalitozoon cuniculi GB-M1, 612 nucleotides long. RefSeq names its product Rho GTPase. The transcript has a single exon. Gene Ontology annotation, molecular function: GTP binding; GTPase activity. Gene Ontology annotation, biological process: small GTPase-mediated signal transduction. Bases 1 to 612 code for a protein of 203 amino acids. NCBI's taxonomy places the organism in Eukaryota, Fungi, Microsporidia, Unikaryonidae. The record is from RefSeq and is marked provisional.
AUGAACAGUGAAACACACCGAUCUGGAAAAGUUGUCAUUGUGGGAGAUGGAGCCUGCGGUAAAACAUGUCUGCUCGAGGUGUUUAGAAGAAACCAGUUUCCUGAAACAUACAUCCCAACCGUUGUCGACAACUUCGUGAAGGAAGUGAAGGUCGCUGACGACAAAUAUGUUUCCUUAGCCUUAUGGGAUACUGCAGGGCAAGAGGAUUAUGAUACAAUCAGGCCUCUUUCAUACAAGGAGACAGAUCUUGUACUACUGUGCUAUACAAUAGAAAACAAGAAGAAAAUCCCAAACAUCUCAAGAAAAUGGCUGAUGGAGAUAAAGAACUACUGCCCCUCGUCGCAAUUCUUUCUUAUCGGGUUGAAGAAGGAUAUAAGGGAUAUGGAUGAUCCGACAAUCGACAAGUCGUCAAUAGUCACGGAAAGCGAGGGUCGGAAGAUCGCAGAUAAUAUCAAUGCUGCGAGGUUUUUUGAGUGCUCUGCCCGUACCAGAGAAAACGUGAACCUUGUAUUCGUGGAAGCCGCAAAGUAUAUAUGGGACACGAAGCAGGCUGCUUCUGAUGCCAGAUCGUGUGGCUUUUUUUCGUGCAUAAGAUGCUGCCGUUAUAGAUAG